Messenger RNA from Vigna umbellata (rice bean), 3323 nucleotides. It is a transcript of the gene CLV1, whose product is annotated as Leucine-rich receptor-like protein kinase family protein. Gene Ontology annotation, molecular function: ATP binding; protein kinase activity; receptor serine/threonine kinase binding. Gene Ontology annotation, biological process: protein phosphorylation. The record is from RefSeq and is a predicted model, not a curated record. Lineage: Eukaryota; Viridiplantae; Streptophyta; Magnoliopsida; Fabales; Fabaceae.
UACAAUUUUCUUCAAACAUAAUUAUACUUUGAUGUUUCACAAGCUUAUAGUGGAUCUCGUGCAGCUACUGGUGCUUCAUAUUAAUAUUCUUUUUUCUUUAUAUUUUUCAGGGCAUCCACUUGGAAGAACGUUUAUCAUUGAUUGCAUGCGAUGUCACCAUGCACACAUGGUAUUUGAUUAAAUAUCUACACAUAAUAUUUAUAGCAGACAGGAGGAGGUGUGUGGUGUCAAAAGAAGGAGGCAGCCAAAUGUAUGCAUUUGGCAAAGGUAUAUGAGAAAGGGAGUAGUAGUAGUAGGAAGCAACACAGACAUGAGAAGCUCAGCGUCUUACACGCUACUGUUGUUUCUUUUCGUAUGGUUCCGCCUGGCCGAGUGUUCUUCUUUCAGUGACAUGGAUGCGCUGCUGAAGAUGAAGGACUCCAUGAAGGGACACAAAGCCAAAGAAGAUGCGCUCAGCGACUGGAAGUUUUCCACCUCGCUUUCCGCACACUGUUCAUUUUCUGGCGUCCAAUGCGACCAAGACCUUCGAGUCGUUGCCAUCAACGUCUCGUCCCUUCCACUCUUCGGCCACCUUCCGCCGGAGAUUGGACAGUUUGACAAACUCCAAAACCUAACCAUCUCGCAGGACAACCUCACCGGCGAGCUUCCCAAGGAGCUCGCUGCCCUCGCUUCCCUCAAGCUCCUCAACAUCUCCCACAACAGCUUCUCCGGUGGUUUCCCCGGCCAAAUCGUUCUUCCCAUGACCCAACUCGAGGUCCUCGACGCCUACGACAACAACUUCACCGGACCGCUUCCGGAGGAAUUCGUGAAACUGGAGAAACUCCGAUACCUCAAGCUCGAUGGAAAUUACUUUUCCGGCAGCAUACCGGAGAGAUACUCGGAGUUUGGGUGCUUGGAGUUUUUAAGCUUAAGCACUAACAGUCUGUCGGGGAAGAUUCCCAAGAGUUUGUCUCGGUUGAAGACGCUGAAGUUUCUAAAACUUGGAUACAACAACGCUUACGAAGGUGGGAUCCCACCGGAGUUCGGAGCCAUGAAAUCACUGAAAUACCUUGACCUCUCCAGCUGCAACCUCAGCGGAGAGAUUCCACCGAGCCUGAGCAGUUUAAAGAACCUUGACACGUUGUUCUUGCAAAUGAACAACCUCACAGGAACUAUUCCUUCGGAACUCUCUGCCAUGGAGAGCCUCAUGUCAAUGGAUCUCUCCUUCAACGGUCUCACCGGAGAGAUUCCUGAGAGUUUCUCCCAGCUGAGAAACCUAACUCUGAUGAACUUCUUCCACAACAAGCUGCGUGGUUCUGUUCCCCUCUUCGUCGGCGAGCUUCCGAAUCUGGAAACGCUGCAGCUCUGGGAGAACAACUUGUCCUUCGUGCUGCCCCAGAAUCUUGGCCAAAACGGGAAGUUCAAGUUCUUCGACGUCACGAGCAAUCACUUCACCGGGUUGAUCCCUCCGGGUCUGUGCAAGAGUGGGAUGUUACAAACCUUCGUCAUCACCGAUAACUUCUUCCACGGUCCAAUCCCCGAUGACAUUGGAAACUGCAAGUCACUCGUCAAGAUCAGAGCCUCCAAUAACUACCUUAGCGGCGCCAUUCCGUCGGGAAUUUUCAAACUGCCUUCCGUCAAAAUAAUCGAGCUCGCCAACAACCGUUUCGACGGCGAACUACCUCCCGAGAUUUCCGGCGAUUCUCUCGGGAUUCUCACGCUUUCCAACAACUUACUGACGGGGAGAAUUCAACCGGCCUUGAAGAACUUGAGGGCACUGCAGACACUCUCACUCGACGCCAACGAGUUCGUUGGAGAAAUCCCGGCGGAGGUUUUUGUCUUACCGAUACUGACCUCCGUCAACAUAAGCGGCAACAAUCUCACGGGAGAAAUCCCCACGACGUUGAUUCACUGCGUUUCACUCAACUUCGUUGACCUCAGUCGGAACAUGCUGGUGGGGGAGAUUCCCAAGGGCAUAAAAAACCUGACGAGCUUGAGCGUUUUAAAUGUUUCUCAAAACCUGCUAACAGGACCAAUCCCCGACGAGAUUCGCUUCAUGUCUAGCCUCACAACGCUGGAUCUCUCCUACAACAAUUUCAACGGCAAGCUCCCAACCGGCGGUCAGUUUUUGGCCUUCAGCGACAGGUCCUUCGCGGGGAACCCCAAUCUCUGUUCCUCCCGCUCUUGCACCAGUUCCUCCAUGUACCCAGACGACGCCUUCCAGAAAAGGCGAGGCUCAUGGAGUUCGAAAUCGACGAGGGUGAUAAUAAGCGUGAUUGCACUAGCCACCGCAGCGCUGCUGGUGGCAGUGACGGUGUACAUGAUGCGAAGGAGGAAGCUGCUCCGGGCGAUGACGUGGAAGCUGACGGCGUUCCAGCGGCUGAACUUGAAAGCGGAGGACGUGGUGGAGUGUCUGAAGGAGGAGAACAUAAUAGGAAAAGGAGGCGCGGGGAUCGUGUACCGGGGGUCUAUGCCGAACGGAAGCGACGUGGCCAUAAAGCGGUUGGUCGGGGCGGGUAGCGGGAGGAACGAUUACGGGUUCAGGGCGGAGAUAACGACGCUGGGGAAGAUAAGGCACAGGAACAUAAUGAGGCUUCUGGGUUACGUGUCGAACAAGGAGACGAACUUGCUGCUCUACGAGUACAUGCCGAAUGGAAGCUUAGGGGAAUGGCUGCAUGGAGCGAAAGGAGGGCAUUUAAGAUGGGAGAUGAGGUUCAAGAUUGCAGUUGAAGCUGCAAGAGGACUCUGUUACUUGCACCAUGAUUGUUCUCCUCUCAUCAUUCACAGAGACGUCAAAUCCAACAAUAUAUUGCUCGACGCCGACUUCGAGGCCCAUGUCGCCGAUUUCGGACUCGCCAAGUUCCUCCACGAUCCUGGCGCCUCUCAGUCCAUGUCCUCCAUCGCCGGCUCCUACGGCUACAUUGCUCCAGAGUAUGCAUACACGUUGAAAGUGGACGAGAAAAGCGAUGUGUACAGUUUCGGGGUGGUGCUGUUGGAGCUGAUAAUAGGGAGGAAGCCGGUGGGGGAGUUUGGAGACGGAGUGGACAUCGUUGGAUGGGUGAACAAGACGAGAAUGGAGAUAUCUCAGCCGUCGGAUGCAGCGUUGGUGUUGGCAGUGGUGGAUCCAAGGCUGAGUGGGUAUCCAUUGACAAGUGUCGUUUACAUGUUCAACAUUGCUAUGAUGUGUGUUAGGGAAAUGGGCCCCGCCAGGCCCACCAUGAGGGAAGUCGUUCAUAUGCUCACCAAUCCUCCUCGCUCCACCACUCACUCACACUCACAGCCUCAUUAAUCUCUAAACACAUCAUUAUGAUCUUUGCUCAUCCACAUUCACUUCUCUUUCAAAA